Molecule: messenger RNA, 636 nt
Organism: Dioscorea cayenensis subsp. rotundata (Guinea yam)
Lineage: Eukaryota; Viridiplantae; Streptophyta; Magnoliopsida; Dioscoreales; Dioscoreaceae
Exons: 2
Coding region: 208-636 (142 amino acids)
Molecular function (GO): zinc ion binding
Source: RefSeq, a predicted model, not a curated record
UCUCAAAAUCCCUAAUCUCUAAUCUUUAAUCACUCCAGCCAUCGACGCCGGCGAAGCUCCCGUGGAUCUCGAUUAGCUCUUGGACACUCGACGCCGGCGAAAGCUCUCAUGGAUGCCAGCGAAACUCGACAUUAGAGAAGAUAAAUUUGUGGCCUUUACUACCCAUCCUUGAGAAGAUACAAGAAAAUCGAGUCAAUCUCACCUCAUAUGACACAGGAUGGGCUAUUGGUGAGGGAGACCUAUGUGGUUAAGUUGGCAAAUAAUAGUUGCUCUUGUGGAAAAUGGGACAAGAGUGGCAUCCCUUGUCAACAUACAAUGGCGGCAAUUGCAUUUCAUGGACUAGAUCCUCUUAAUUACAUAUCUGAAUGGUUUAAGAAGGAGACCUACCUGAAGGCAUACCAGUUCAAUAUUAGUGCAGUGAAAGGAAGACGAUUUUGGCCAACAAGUGAAGAAGGCCCCAUGUUGCCACCUACAACCAAGAGGAUGCCUGGUCGACCUGCAAAAAAAAGGAAAAGAGAACCUUUGGAAGGCAAAAACAAAAGCAAUACAAAACUAUCAAAGGAAGGUAGAGUGUUCAAGUGUGGAAUUUGUCACAUGGAAGGUCACAAUAGGAAAAAGUCGCUGAAUAAAAGCUAG